AUGGAGCGCCGCCGCCGCCCAGCCCGCCUCGAGCCCGCGUCCGACCCCAUGACGAAGGUGGUGCGGCGUCGUGACAAGCCGCGGGAACGCUGGCUCCUUACACGCAAGACAUGGAAAUAUAUGUCAGAUGCGGGCCGCCGCCUCAUCCCCGAUGGAGCGCAAAACCGCGCCGAGGAUGUUCCACGGCUCGAGGCUUACUUCCAGGAGGUGUGUGCCAAGGAGCCACGCUUCCUUCUUUGGCGCAAAAGUUCAUAUCCAGGAGCUUUACCUCGUCCUCGUCGUAAGAAACGUGCGCGCGGUGGUUCAGUGCGAGCACGUUCCCCCGCAGAAGAAGCACCCACAGCCCCAACACGCCCCACCGAUUUGUUUAUAAGCCACACCUCCGGUGGUCGCUUUGACAUCGCGAAACUUCGGCGCGACUUUUUUGCCACACCGUUACCUACGGCACCGUCCCCAAAACUAAACUCGUUUGCUGGCCGCUCAUCGGCACAAUUGCAGCCGCCUGAUUCUGUUGACUCGACUUGUCGAGCCCUUCCUGAAGAAGAUGAAAGCUGUUUGGUUGAUUUAUUGCGCAAGUACCUGAAAGUUGAAGAUGACUCCGGCCCUACUAGACUUUCGGAUUCGGAAGAGUUGGUUCGAUCGCUAAGAAAAUAUUUGAAUCAACAAUCGGAGCGGCUACCGACUGAUUCUGAUACAAAUCCUACUCGUGAUAGGACUCUUUUAGAGAACCUUAGCGGGUAUUACAUAAGAUCUCCAAAUAGGGACAACAUAGUGCAGGAUCUGUUGACAGAUAGGAGUUUAAUGAAAAGACUGUACCAUGACCUACGUAAGGCAAAGCCAUACAGAGGUGGUAGAAGUGGUGGUGGUGGUGGCGGUAGUGGCCCUAGCGGUUUUGGACCUAGUGGCUACCUUAGUGCCGUUAAUACUAAUAAUUCUAGGAGUGUACCGCGGGGCCGAACUGUUACUCGUUUUAAUGAUAGUGAGGACUCUAUGCGAUCACCGCCGAUGUCCCCACCCCCACUUAUUGAAGUUUUUAACGAAUCAUUGGAGGACAAAAUGGUAGAUUGCGGAACGCAAACACACACAAUUCCUGAGGAAAUGUUAGCGGAGUUAGAGCGUGCGUAUCGUGAAAAGUUGGAAGCGCAGACAGUGCCAACCAGCCCAACUGGACCUCCACCUGAUAAAUUAAAACCAGCGAGGAGACGAUCGAGCGUGGACCACGAUGACGUAUCGCAGUCCGUCAGUGACACUAUCAAGCGUUACCUGAGAAUGGCGCGUAAAAAGAGCGUCGACGCUGAUAAGGCGGACCGUUUCAAACGCAUAAAUUACGAUAAGAAUUUGCGAAACAUAAAGCCUCGGAUGCCGAGCGAUGUUGACGAUGACGGGCCCCACAAGGGUUGUCAAACAGAAGAGGGAUGGAUUUUGACGUACCGGGACUUACAAUUUGCGUCUGUCGCGUCUACGCCGACCUCGCCCCCGUCGCCAGUGUCUCCUUCCGCGUCACAUUCGUUUCUCUCGACGCUGCUUGGUCGAAAUGCACCUGCAGUUGCUCCUCCUGCAGGUGGCAUGCAGAAGUCGCGGUCUUCCAGCAGUGUGGUGCAGAGUGUGAGCAAGCGGCUCUGGCGCACGCGGAGCCGCAGCUCGUCGCGAGUCUCCGCCACAUGGACACCUCAGGGCAGCUGUUGCUGGGCAGACGGCGCCGGGCGCUGCGUCCGACUGACAGACACCUCGCUCCUCACGCUCAGCGAGGUGGAGCGGAGAGCGCUUCAGCAGGCCGCCCUCGCUAGGCUCCAGCAGAUCAACCUCGGCACUGCCAUCAAGAUACCAGAAGAAAAUGCUGUGGCAGCGACGAAGCCGAAACGUCGCGCUUACCUAUUGAAGAGGAAAGCGCUCACCACGGGCUUCUUCGACCAGAGUCGUGCGAAGGAUGACAAGGAUAAGGAAUCCACGCCUAGUGGCAGCGUAUUCGGUAUCCCCCUCGCGCAGUGCGUUGAGAGCGAAAGAGCCCUCCGCCGACAGCAGCACGGGGGCUCCAGAGCAUCGCUGGCGUCACUCGGCGCCCUUGAAAAGGGGGAUGAUAGUGAAUCUUGCGAUUCUGGAGAAUGGGGAUGGGCGGGGCUCGAGGAGGCUGGCGGUGGAGGCCCUAAGGUGCCUGGUAUUGUGUCAGCCUGCCUCGCGCACCUGCGGAGGCACGGCAUGCAUACGCUCGGCCUCUUCAGGGUGUCGUCUUCCAAAAAGAGAGUCAGACAGUUGCGCGAAGACUGGGAACGAAGUCAUGAUGCAGCGUUAGACGCAGCCGUGUCUCCACAUGAUGUGGCCACACUACUCAAAGAGUUCUUGAGGGAUUUGCCCGAUCCCCUCCUCUGUAGAGACCUGUACCCAGCAUUUUUGCAAACACAAAAAAUCCACAACCGUCGCUUCCAGUGGGAAGCUUUGCGUCUGAUCGUGCAGCUACUGCCGGCGGCGCACCGCGACACGCUGAACGCGCUCCUCUCGUUUCUCGCGCAGCUCGCCGCGCACUCCGAAGACGACGACGAGCUCGGCAACAAGAUGAACGCCGCUAACAUCGCCACCAUCUUCGCACCCAACAUACUCCACAGGAGUAAACCCAAUGAGACAGCGAGUGUAGAACAAUUAUCAGAGCGAGCAGACGUGAUCAACGUAGUCCGGCAGCUUGUGGAACGUCAGGGCGAACUGUGGACGUUACCUGCAGAACUUCUCCACGAAGCCUACAUACACCUGGCACACACGGCGCCUGCGCACCUCGACUCUUUAUUAUUGAGGAGAGCCGAGUGUGCUGCGGAAUCGAACCCGGAGAACACGGAUAGCACACUGAGACAGGUGUGGUCAAGGGAACAGUUCCUUCACGGAGCUGCGGCGACCGGCGGGCCAGGCAAUGUGCCCACGCCGAGACGCAGCGAGAAAAGCUACUCGCGCAGUAGAAGAACGAGAGAGACUGCUUCUGACACUUCCUCGGGAUCUCUCUCCUCAGCCAUGACUAUAGUUACCAGGGUACGGCCGGGCAGCAGCGAGGAGAUGGGCAGCAGCGGUGUGGUGUGUGGCGGCAGCUCCCCCGCCGCAAGAGACUCCGCGCCUGACUCCAAUGACUCCGCCAGUGACUACAAUGAGACACUAGGCGGAUCAGACGAUGACAGCUGCGUUAUCACCGCAUCGCUCCACAUCCCAGCAGCCUUCAGUCCCAACAGCCGUCAACCACGACCGUCACCAAGACGGCGGUCCACCUCUGGCUCCGAGUCCUCUGCUAAACGGGACUCCGCAGUCGGAUCUUCAUCUACAUCGGCAUCCUGCGCCUCGUCUCCGCCCGCAAGCCCCCCUCCUCAGGCCCCUACGCCCCUAAGGGUUACACUGACGUCAGCGGCGGAGUUAAGGCGCCCUUCCCCUGAUAUUGACAGACUCAUUGCGCUCAGCAGAGAGCGCAACACGUCGGACGCCCGCGCGGUGGUGCUGCGCUCGCACGACGACGCGGCGGCGCCGGCGCGCUCGAGGGGGGCGCGCGCCGCCCACAGCGCGACACUCGCCGCGUCCAGCUCCAGCCACACCGUGUCCAGCGCCAGCAGCUCCACCAACGUGACGGUGAGCAGCGUCAGCACCAGCGCCGGCGGAACGCUCUACAAGAGAGGAGAACUCAUUUCUAGCGCACGUCCCACGUGA
Molecule: messenger RNA, 3672 nt
Organism: Arctia plantaginis
Lineage: Eukaryota; Metazoa; Arthropoda; Insecta; Lepidoptera; Erebidae
Source: the annotation of a GenBank genome assembly